Molecule: messenger RNA, 9214 nt
Organism: Bubalus bubalis (water buffalo)
Lineage: Eukaryota; Metazoa; Chordata; Mammalia; Artiodactyla; Bovidae
Gene: ZNF316
Product: zinc finger protein 316
Exons: 18
Coding region: 356-6298 (1980 amino acids)
Biological process (GO): regulation of transcription by RNA polymerase II
Cellular component (GO): nucleus
Molecular function (GO): DNA-binding transcription factor activity, RNA polymerase II-specific; sequence-specific DNA binding
Source: RefSeq, a predicted model, not a curated record
CCCGGCCCGGCCGCGACGCCCGCCCCCCGCCCGCCUUCCGCGCGGCCCGGCCCGGCCCAGGCCGCCCGCCCGCCGGCUCCUGGCACCUGUGGCGGCGGGCAGAUCCCUGGCCGGCCCCGCGCUGCCCCGGGCUGAAACGACACCGGUCCACCGCCCACCAGGGCGACCUCGGCAACCCUGACAGCAACAGACCGUCCCAAGUGACCAGAAAGCCCACCCGGGUGGCCCAGCGCCUCCCCGGCUCUUUCUGGAUGGGGGCGUCUGGCGAAGGAGCUGGCUAAACGCUCUGGCCUUCACCUUCCAUUCCCUGCUGACCACACCUCCCCUAGCACCCAGGCUGCCCGCAGAGCAGGCGAUGCUUGUGCCAGCACAGCUGGCUCCCCAGGAUCUUGGUCUGACCGCCAGGAUGAAGGUGAGGCGGGCAACCAAGACCUUCGUGCGGAAGCCUCGCCGUCUUAAAGGUGCGGGCCUGGGACCCGACACCCCCUCAGGUGGCAGCGGUGGGAGUGAGAGUCAGGAGGGAGAAGAUGCUCAGGAGAGGAGCAGCCCACCGCGGCCAGCAGCCUCAGCUCCCAAGCGGGCCAGUGAAGUCGCUGAGGAGACUGCGUCAGGACGGCAGAAGCUGCAAGCCCGACAGUUAAAACAGUGGCCGGAGCAGCAGCCACAACCGCAACCACACAACCAAGGGGCAGGACCUCAGCCAGAGUCGCAGCAGCAGCAAGAUGGGCAAGAGCCACUGCCCCAACCGCAGCCAGAACUGCAGGAAGAACCCCAGUCUGAACAACAGGGGCCGCUGAAACCGCGGCUGCGGCUGAUGCCAAGGCAGAAACAGUCACGGGAGCAGCACAGGCCGGUGCGACGGCGGUCACGGCUGCGGCAGGAACGGUUCCAGCGGCAGGAACUGCAGGAAAAGCCCCCGUGUGUGCAGUAUGAGCAGCAGAAGCAGCUGCAGCGGCAGGAACAAUCAGAGGAGGGGCAAGUGCAAGAACAGCAGCUGCCACAGCCGCAGCAGGAGCUGCAACAGGACUUACAGCAGGGAUGGCCACAGCUGCCGCAGCAAGCGGUACAGCAGCCACAGCAGCUACAACAGCAGGAGCAGCUACAACCACAGCAAGAACAGUGUCAGCUGCUUCAGCAACAGCAAGAACAGCUCCAGCACCAAGAACAGUUGCAGCAACAGCUGUUGCAGCAGCAAGAGUUACAGCGGCGGCAGCAGCAACAGCAGCAGGAACAGUUACAACCACAGCAGGAGCAGUUAGAGCUGCAGCAGCAGCUGCAGAAGCAGCAGGAACAGCUGCAGCUGCUGCAGCAGCAGCAAGAACAGCUGGAGCUGUUGCUGCUGCAGCAGCAGCAGUUGCAGCAGCAGCUGCAACCCCGACCUCUGGGGCCGGAGGAGGAGGAGGAGGUUGAGCUGGAGCUCAUGCCGGUGGAUGUGGAGUCUGAUCAGGAGCUGGAGCGGCAGCGGCAGGAGCUGGAGCGGCAGCAGGAGCAGCGGCAGCUGCAGCUCCAACUGCAGGAGCAGCUGCAGCAGCUGGAGAAGCAGCUGGAGCAGCAGCUGGCGCAGCCGCCAGAGGUGCAGCUGGAGCUGACACCAGUGGAGCCUGGGGUACACCCGCCUGAGCUGCAGCUGGAGCUGACCCCUGUGCCGCCCGAGCUGCAGCUGGAGCUGGUGCCGGCCGCCGCGGGGGCGCCCGCCGCGGUUGUGGUGGCGCCCCCGGGCUACGUGGUGCUGCAGGAGCUGAUGGUGCUGCCAGCUGCCGUGUCGGCGCCCUCGAUCGUGGCCGUCCCGGGCCCGCCGAGCGGCGCGGCCCUGACGCCGGCCCGGCCGCCACGGCGGCGGCGGCGCGCCCGGGACCGGCCGACCAUCUGCGGGGAGUGCGGCAAGGGCUUCAGCCGCAGCACGGACCUGGUGCGGCACCAGGCCACGCACACGGGCGAGCGGCCGCACCGCUGCGGCGAAUGCGGCAAGAGCUUCUCGCAGCACUCGAACCUGGUGACGCACCAGCGCAUCCACACGGGCGAGAAGCCCUACGCGUGCCCGUACUGCGCCAAGCGCUUCAGCGAGAGCUCGGCACUCGUGCAGCACCAGCGCACGCACACGGGCGAGCGGCCCUACGCCUGCGGCGACUGCGGCAAACGCUUCAGCGUCUCAUCCAACCUGCUGCGCCACCGCCGCACGCACUCGGGCGAGCGGCCCUAUGCCUGCGAGGACUGCGGCGAGCGUUUCCGCCACAAGGUGCAGAUCCGCCGCCACGAGCGCCAGCUGCACGGCGCCGGCCGCUCCCGGGGCCUCGGCCUGCUCCGCGGUGCGCGCGUAGCCGCCGGGGGCGCCCCGCGCGCCGAGCCGGCGGCGGACAAGGCGCCCGAUAUCGACGAGGCUAAAGCGGCACGGAGGUGGCACAUUGCUGCCCACAGCACAUGGUUCAGGGUCGUCUUCGGGUACGAAUGGGGUGAGGAUUCUGGCAAAACUGACUUGAUAGUGUUUCUGCUAAAACUGGGCAAUGCAGAGACAGACACGGGAGCCCCAAGGCCCAGCAUAACUACGCUUGCCCUGAACCGCUGGUUUUCGCACCUCGUCCUGCAGCCCUUCUGCCCCCAGAAGGUUCUCACACGCUUCGACAAGAUCCUUAGGGCUUGGGCUGCACAACGUUUCGAGGAAUAUCACUGCAAGAUGCAGGAAACGGGGAGCGGAGGAGGCACGUCAAGGCUGGAAGCUGGGUCUCUGGCUCCCCAGAACCCCAUGAAGACAGGCCCGCCUGGCAGGGGUCCUGCCCCAGGGUCUGUGCCCACAGGCACCUUCGGGCAGCCAGCUGUGACCCCUGGCAGCUCAGGACUUAGGUGCUUGGCAGAGUCAAGGCCAGUCCUCACAGGCGUGAGGCAGAGGAGGACUGAAAGCCGCAUUGUGAUCUGUGACACACUGGACACGGUGGGCUCCGGGACCUCCAUGUGGACCCUCACUCUGUCCUGCGUGGGCCGAGCUUUGGGGACUCUGCAUGUCACAGGGCAGGAUGAAGGAGAGGCUCUGGGGGUGGAGCCGCCGCGCAGCUCCGGGGCCGUCACUUUGUGUAGCGCGGGGCGCGCAGGCCCCGGCCCGGCCCCGGUGUCCGGCGGCGGCUCGGCGGCUGGCGCGCGCGCAUGGUACCCUAGGGUGCAGCCCCGCCCCACCUCCCAGGCAAUAAUGGUCUGGGAUGACCUGCAGGGUUAUGUUGAUCAGGUCGCUUACCUGGCUUACCUGAGCGGGAUGCCAGGAGCUCAGGCACCUUCACAUGGCCAGAGAGCCACGGAGACUGAGGACACGGGCUCUGCGGAGUUGAGGCUCCUGGCAGAGGCGAUGGCAGCCCCUCGCACGACUCCAGACUCGCCCGCCGCCCAGCUGGAGAGGCUGGACGGAUCAGAGUGUGGUCCUGACCAGGAGGAAGAAGAGGAGGAAGGAAAGGGGGACCAGGUGGAGGCGCUGGAGGAGCGGCUGGUGGAGGUGGUGGUGGACGCAGAUGUGGAGGUGGAUGGCACGGUGGAGGCGGCGCUGGCAGAAGAGCAGAGUCCAGCGUCGGGAACCCAGGAGUGCCCCCGCGGCAGCAGGGACACCGAGUCGCUGGGCCUUCAGGAAAAGGCCCUGCAGGCCUCCCGGGCUCCAGCCACGCCGAGGGAUGAGGACCUGGAGCGGGAGGGGGAGGGGGACGAAGAGGAGGAGGACGAGGACGAGGUCGACUCCCUGACGUCUGCGUCUCAGGGGCUGGUGACCUUUGAAGACGUGGCUGUGUACUUCUCCCUGGAGGAGUGGGAAAGGCUGGACGCGGACCAGCGGGAGCUCUACAAGGAGGUCAUGCGGGAAAACUAUGGGAUCCUGGUGUCCUUGGGAUACCCAGUCCCCAAGCCGGAUCUGAUCUUCCGGCUGGAGCAAGGAGAGGAGCCGUGGGUCCCAGACAGCCCGCGUCCCGAGGAGGGAGACAUCGUCACUGGCGUCUACACAGGGGCCUGGUUCUGGACCGACGACAUAGAGGACCAUGAGGAGGAUGACGAUGAAGACUUCCUGGCAGAGGUGGCAGAGGAGGAGAACGAGCCCCCGGGGCUGUGGUCGGCGGCCUACGGAGUGGGCGAUGUGCCUGGGACCUGGGGCCCUGAUGACUCGGAUUCUGCGCAGACUCCGGAGGGCUGGGGUCUGGACCCCGGCGGGCUCGGGGUCCUGGCCCCGGGGUCUGAGUCGAAGCCCUUUCUGCCUGACCGGGAGCCGGGUGCGAGCCUCCUGGCGCCCUGGGCAUUCCCGGCCGCGGUGGCCGCGCCAGCUGGGCGCCCGGAGACGACGUGCGAUGUGUGCGGCAAGGUGUUCCCACACCGCUCCCGGCUGGCAAAGCACCAGCGCUACCACGCGGCGGUCAAGCCCUUCGGCUGCGACGAGUGCGGCAAGGGCUUCGUGUACCGCUCGCACCUGGCCAUCCACCAGCGCACGCACACCGGCGAGAAGCCCUUCCCAUGCCCGGACUGCGGCAAGCGCUUCGUAUACAAGUCGCACCUGGUCACGCACCGUCGCAUCCACACGGGUGAGCGGCCUUACCGCUGCGCCUUCUGCGGCGCGGGCUUUGGGCGCCGCUCCUACCUGGUCACGCACCAGCGCACGCACACGGGGGAGCGGCCCUACCCCUGCCCGCACUGUGGCCGCAGCUUCAGCCAGAGCUCGGCGCUCGCGCGGCACCAGGCGGUGCACACGGCUGACCGGCCCCACUGCUGCCCCGACUGCGGCCAGGCCUUCCGCCUCCGUGCUGACUUCCAGCGCCAUCGACGGGGUGGCGGCUGCGCGGAGCCCGGCAGCGAGGGCCCUCGGCGGGAGCCCUGCAGCGAGACGAGGCCUGCGGCAGGGCCCGAGGAGGCCGAGGUGGGGCCGGAGGGGCUGGAGGGGCCCGAGAUCGAUGAGGCGGACGGAGAGACUGAGGGAGAAGCCGAGGUGCGAGAGGCGGCGGUGGAGGCGCCCACCCCACGGAGCAAGGACGACCCCGAACCGGACAGGCGGUUUCUGGGGCUGGGCAACGGCCUGGGGGAGGGCGAAGGCCCUUCCUCACACCCGCUCGGCUUCCACUUUCCCAUGCACCCCAAGUCUUGGCUCCACCCGGAUGGCUUUCCAAUCCUCGGCCUCCCGGACUUCGGGGAGCGGCUGCCGGCCGACGGGCGCCCCCUGCCCGGACCCCUGGGGGGCCGGCUCUCCCUGGUGGAGGGCGCCGGGCUGGCCUGCGACCCUUUCGGUGGUGGGGUCGGGCCUGGAGGCGCCAGCGGCCUGCGUGCGUUCGGGCCUGCAGUCGGGGGACUGCUGGCGGAGCCGGCACCCGCCGCGCUAGCAGAGGAGGAGAGCCCGUGGAUCUGCUCCGACUGCGGCAAGACGUUUGGGCGCCGCGCGGCUCUGGCCAAGCACCAGCGCUACCACGCGGGCGAGCGGCCGCACCGCUGUGCCGAUUGUGGCAAGAGCUUCGUGUACGGUUCGCACCUGGCGCGCCACCGCCGUACGCACACCGGCGAGCGGCCCUUCCCGUGCCCGGAGUGCGGUGCGCGCUUCGCUCGCGGCUCGCACCUGGCGGCGCACGUGCGCGGCCACACGGGGGAGAAGCCCUUCGUCUGCGGCGUGUGCGGCGCGGGCUUCAGCCGGCGCGCGCACCUGACGGCGCACGGGCGCGCGCACACAGGAGAGCGGCCCUACGCGUGCGGCGAGUGCGGCCGCCGCUUUGGGCAGAGCGCGGCGCUGACGCGGCACCAGUGGGCGCACGCCGAGGAGAAGCCGCACCGCUGCCCCGACUGCGGCAAGGGCUUCGGCCACAGCUCGGACUUCAAGCGGCACCGGCGCACGCACACGGGCGAGAAGCCCUUCCGCUGCACCGACUGCGGCCGCGGCUUCGCGCAGCGCUCCAACCUGGCCAAGCACCGGCGCGGCCACACGGGCGAGCGGCCCUUCCCGUGCCCCGAGUGCGGCAAGCGCUUCUCGCAGCGCUCGGUGCUCGUGACGCACCAGCGCACGCACACGGGUGAGCGGCCCUACGCCUGCGCCAACUGCGGCCGCCGCUUCUCACAGAGCUCGCACCUGCUCACCCACAUGAAGACGCACCGCGGCACGGCGGGCGCACCGGUCCAGGCGCCCGCGGCGCCCGUGCCCAAGGCCGAGGCGCCCGCCAAGGGGCCGCCGAGCGCGGGCACAGGGACCGGGCCCGGGGAGCACGGCAGUACCCUGCUGGAGUUCGCGGGUGGAACGAGCUUUGGCUCCGAGCCGACGGCCGCCUUCGCGGGGCCUUCAGGCGCCUACGAGGAGACCAUCCUGUGAGGGCCUCUGACGGAGGCGCAGGCCGCUAGGCCGCAGGCCCUUUGCUCCUCUGGCCUCGGGGGAUGCCGAGGGCCCCAUCCCUGGUGCGGUGCCUUACCCUCAGCACCGGUGCACCGGCCUCAGGCUUCCCUCCUGCUCGGCCCUAGAGAACCGGCCGCCGAGCUCGCAUGGCCGUGAGGGGGGCGCGGGGGGCGAGGCGAGCCGCGCGCGGAGCCGAUGGGGCAGGGGCGGCCACCCCGACAGGAGACUGCGACAUCCCUGGAUCGAUGCGGUGAGGCCACGCGGUGGGGACGGCCGGCGAUGUUAUUUAUUUUACCCGGGUUCGAUUUGGGUGGUCCAGGGGAGAGGUGGCAUGUGAGUGAGUAACGGGGGUUUAACAUAACGGCGAGGGAGGGGAAGGCCUUGCGUCAAGGGAGGGUGGGGUGGUCGAGGGGUUUGGCUGACGACUUCUUCCCAUUCCUCAGCGGGAGACUUCAGGGAUCUCCUGGCUCUUCAGAGUAUGUCCAGGAAGCGUUAAGGACUGUGCGUGGCGAGGGGAGACCUCGUGGGUUUUCAGAGGACGGUGUUCCUCCCUAAUCCGGGGCGGGGGAAGCAGAGUUGCACUGGGAAAGCUUUUGUUCUGUGACCGCGGAUAUUUAUUUCCACUGCUUGUAUGGCCUGAAGAAUCUGGAAGGAGGAGAAAAAAGCCAGAAACCAAGCCGUGGCCCCGUGUGGGGUAGGAUGGGGUAGCAGGUGUCCACAGGGUCCCCAGGGACCUUGAAGCCUUACUCUCCAGGGUCCUCACUCUGCUCAUCCCACUUGAGCGCGGAGAUCCAGCCUGGUGGUGUGGGGUUUAGUCUUAACUCCCCCUUGGAAUUCUUUGGUGCCCUUACCCCUGGCAGCUGGAGGCACACACUCAGAGAUUCCCCCACAGUGCUGCCUUCAGCUUCCCGGCUCCUCUGCUCGCACGGGGGGGGGGACAUACAGGGCCCUGCUCUUCUGAGCCCGUGGCUCACUUAGAUCCAAUAACCCAGUGUAAAGUGACAGAGGUCGGUAGCAAGGUCACUUAGGGCUAUGACCGCCCACCCCCCCCCACCCCCAGGCUCCUUUUACUCUGCCUUUGUUGUCCUUCUACACUAGAAGCCAGCAGUGUUUCCGUUUUGAUUCCCAUUUCACAGCGUGGGUGGUAAGCCGUCCACCUUGGGGGGUUCCCACCUGAGCCCGUGGCUCAGUGACUGACCAAGUAUCCAACUAUGCAAGGCCCGCGGCCAGCACCCACCUUCCAGGCCGGCCGUUUGAAGCCACCAGGUCACCUGCAAGACACCUGCCCCACCCCCCCUUGAUGUUUUUUUGGCCAAUGUGAGUGGGGCCAGAAAACCGAAAUUUUGAAGCAACCUUAUUCCCUUCUAGACCUAGUUCCUUUUGUGUUAGUGUAGAUGUGGCCGUGGGGUCUGAGAGCCGGCAGCCAGGCUGCUAGAGGCUGGGCGGUAGGAGGCAGCGUAGUCACCGUAGUCGGUGGGUGGGAGGAGGGCCUGGACUGCCAGAUGGUGGUGGUGAGAAUUAUUAGCCUGGCUGAUGGGGGUGGAGUGGGUGGGGUGGGUGGUGAGGAGGACAGGGGUUCCCAGGGAGGCGCCGGCAGUGUUGGCUGGUGCCCUCUGUCCCUGGCCUCUCUCUCCCGCUGUGGGAAGGCACCUCAGGAAGGGCCCAGGGCAAGGUGGGCCAGCCCUGCUUGGCCGGGGUCCGGUCCAUGCCCAUUCUGCAUGGCCCAGCCCUUGAGCACAGACCUGCAGCCCCGCCCCGCAGCUGUUGGCAGGAGGAAGGACCUAGCUUUAAUAAAGAGUGGACAAACGAGCCUUGUGCCUGGACUCCGUGUUGUUGCCCCUUCUCUGGCCCCUCAGGGAGGCACUGCAGGGCUUCAGGCCCGUCUUGUUUCUGCAGAUGAUCUUAGGAGUGUCUCUUUUCAGAAUCUAGAAUUGGCCUGUGCGGAGUCAGCCCAAGAGAGCUUCAACCCCUGCUGCCCGUGUCCACCAGGCCUUUUCAGGAGUCCCCAGCGGGCCUCCACACUGCCACCUACUCCUUGUAAUACGCACACCUGUGUUGGGAUAUAGCCUCGUUCAGUGUUUUUUGGCCAGGCCCCAUUCCUGGUGGUCCAGACCUCUCUCCUGAGGCCCCAGCACCACACAGGUUUAUCCAGGCUCGCUUGCUCUGUGCCAGGCCAGGGCUCACCUCCCUGCACCUCAGACACCUUCCUUUGAACUGAUUCGUUGACUUCUCACCACACGGUGUCCCUGCAACCAGACCUGACCCUCCCAUCCUUUCCCCAGGGAAUUGAAAAGUAUGAACUAUGAAGUCAAUUCUCUUUUCAAAUGUGGUUUGGAAGCAUCAGAACAGAACCCAGUAUUUCAGUAGCAGAUGGACAUUAAGACCUAGUGUAAACUGGAUGGCCCUGAGGAGCUUAAAGGCUCUUCAGAAAAGUUAUUCCCUGAUAGAGCGUACAGUUGUCCAGCCAGAUACUUGAUUUUAGGGGGGAAAUAAGGCAAUCCUGAUGGUUAUAGAAAAGAAAAGGUAGACCACCUCCCUGGUUUUGAGAGGAUUUCCAAAUUUCUGGAGUCCUGAUUCAUUCCACAAAUGUCAGUUUAGCAUCUCGCAUCAAGGCCAAGGAGGAUCGGAAGCCCCCAGGGCCCUGUGAGACAUGGCCCGUGAAGGCGGCGCUUUGAGAAUUGUGAGGUCCUGAGCACCCUCUGGUCUCCACUUAACCUUUAUCACUUGAAUCUUCCCAUCCUCCUCCUUUUCUCCUGACACCCUUCCACGUAAACCCUUCAAACAUUUCCUUAUAACUUUUUUUUUUCUUUUCCUAAUUGGCUACAUAUGGAAUAAAAAUAUUUUGAAGUUUUGGAUUAUAUUUAUUAAAUAAAGCUUUAUGAUCCUUGUUCAUUA